Molecule: messenger RNA, 756 nt
Organism: Elephantulus edwardii (Cape elephant shrew)
Lineage: Eukaryota; Metazoa; Chordata; Mammalia; Macroscelidea; Macroscelididae
Gene: SARAF
Product: transmembrane protein 66
Exons: 6
Coding region: 1-756 (251 amino acids)
Biological process (GO): regulation of store-operated calcium entry
Cellular component (GO): endoplasmic reticulum membrane
Source: RefSeq, a predicted model, not a curated record
AUGAAGCACUUCCGCCGUGGGCUCGCGCUGCGCGGGGGCGUAGUGGGCGCGACGGGCUUCGAGCUGGCUGGUCGACCCCCUUUCCUCUGCUCGGGUCCGUCCCUCCUUGUUCGUGGCGGUGGGCAAAUCGACUUCCGGAGCUCCCCACUGCGCAGCGGUUCUGAGAGUCGAGCCUCUGGCCUGGGAGCGUUGGGGCAGCCGCGCGCCACUUCCACCGAGCGCCAUGGCUGCGGUCGGGGGGCCGAUAACGACCAGACGCUGCCCUCUCCUCAACCUCCUUCUUCUCCUCGCCUUUGGACCUGUGCUGGGCUGGAACCAUCCUGUUAUAAACUGUUCCUCAGUGAUGGUCAAGAUUCUCCUCCACCGUAUUCUGAAUAUCCUCCAUAUUCCCACCAGUAUCGGAGAUCCAACACCAUGGGCGGAUUCUUUCCCCCAGGCUUUAAACCCGAGUUUACAGGAUCAGGGAGUACUGGGCAUGGUGAAACUUCUGGUUUUGGCAAUGCUUUCACAGGACAGCAAGAAUACAGCAAUUCAGGACCGGGCUUCUGGACUGGACUGGGAACUGGAGGACUAUUAGGAUAUAUGUUUGGCAGCAGCAGAACAGCAACACCAUUUUAUGACUCAUGGCGUUAUCCAUCUUGGCCUCGGUCAUACUACUCCAGCACAUGGAAUAGUCGUGCUUACUCACCAUUUCGUGGAGACUCACAAACAGGAACCAGAACAGCUUCAGGUUAUGGUGGUACCAGAAGACGAUAA